Molecule: messenger RNA, 471 nt
Organism: Prorocentrum cordatum
Lineage: Eukaryota; Dinophyceae; Prorocentrales; Prorocentraceae
Source: the annotation of a GenBank genome assembly
AUGGUGAUCCCGAUGGAGUAUGCCUCGGGCCACACUCUGCGAGCUGCCCUCGUGGCCGCGGGGAGCGCGGCGAGGCCGGCGGCCCUCCGAAAGCGGAAGGGCGACCCCGACGGCGCGACCUCUGCUUGUCCUCUGCGGCUCGCCUCGCGGGGCGCCGGGCCGCGCACCGGCCGCCCGGGCGCGAGGGCGGGCGAGGGCGCGAAGGCGGCCGCGGCGGCGGCAGGGGCGCUGGCAGGGGCCGCGGCCGCGGGCGCGGCGGGCGCGACGAGCGCGAGCGGAAGACGGGCCAGCCGGGCGGCCUGGUGUCAGGUGCAAUCCGGCGAGACAACCGUACAAUGUACGCGUACGGCAAUUACGACCAUUACUACAAGCACCGCCAGGACAGGUUCGCGACGGUCGACCCGCGCAUCGACCAGCUCAUGCGCAUCAAGGGGGCCUCCAUAUUCUCGUCCAAGACUGUGCUUGACAUGG